This is a messenger RNA of Eleginops maclovinus (Patagonian blennie), 3752 nucleotides long. It is a transcript of the gene prickle2b, whose product is annotated as prickle homolog 2b. The transcript has 8 exons. Gene Ontology annotation, molecular function: zinc ion binding. The coding region runs from base 533 to 3118 and encodes 861 amino acids. NCBI's taxonomy places the organism in Eukaryota, Metazoa, Chordata, Actinopteri, Perciformes, Eleginopidae. The record is from RefSeq and is a predicted model, not a curated record.
AGCAACGAGCGGAGAGGCUCCAGCGCUCCGUGCUUGUUUCAGGCAGCGAAAGUCCGCACGGUUCUUCAGUCAGAGCAGAAAGCAGUAACCUUGUUUCCGAGAGAUUUCUGUCUUAUUUCUUUGGAUAUUUUCAUAUAUUUCAGCGGGGUCUGCUCAUUCGUUUGGAUAUGUAAAUGUGGAUCUCUUUACGCACUUUAAAUUGGCUCUUCGUCUACGCUUUCUCCUCAUUUGCUCAACUCCCGAGUGUGUUUGCGGAGAGCAGGGGGGUGACAAAAGGCAUUUAAACGGAGGGGGUUAAUGUAGCAGAGGGGUGCAGACACCACACAGCGAGGUGAGACUGAGGUGUUUUCGUGGCAAAGCUGUGGAGUUGGAGUUGUUUGACAAAUUCUGCAAUGAGGAAAACGUAUUUUAAAACCCGCACCACCACAACCAGCAGCGAGGUCAGGGCUAUGGCUUCCCUCCGCCGCAGUUUGUAAGAAGGAAGAUCUGUGUGCACUGUAAGUGUCGCCGUGAGGAGCAUGCUGUGACAGCCAUGCCAGUAGAGAUGGAGAAGACGGUCACCAAGCUGAUGUAUGACUUCCAGAGGAACUCCACCUCGGACGACGACUCAGGCUGUGCCCUGGAGGAGUAUGCCUGGGUACCACCGGGACUCAAACCUGAGCAGGUCCAUCAGUACUACAGCUCCCUGCCUGAGGACAAGGUGCCCUAUGUGAACAGCCCGGGAGAGAAAUACCGCAUCAAACAGCUGCUCCAUCAACUCCCGCCCCACGACAAUGAGGUACGCUACUGUAAUGGUCUGGACGAUGAGGAGAAGCGAGAACUGAAGCUAUUCAGUAACCAACGGAAACGGGAGAAUCUGGGUCGCGGCAAUGUCCGACCGUUCCCCGUGACGAUGACGGGGGCGAUCUGCGAACAGUGCGGAGGCCAGAUAAAUGGUGGUGACAUUGCUGUAUUUGCAACACGGGCUGGUCACAGCGUGUGUUGGCAUCCAGCCUGCUUUGUGUGUAGCAUGUGCAACGAGCUCCUGGUGGACCUCAUCUACUUCUACCAAGACGGAAAGAUCUACUGCGGGCGGCACCAUGCGGAGAGGCUGAAGCCACGCUGCACUGCCUGCGAUGAGAUCAUCCUUGCGGAUGAGUGCACCGAAGCAGAGGGGCGUCACUGGCACAUGAAGCACUUCUGCUGUUUCGAGUGCGAGACUGUGCUGGGGGGCCAGCGCUACAUCAUGAAGGAAGGACGGCCCUAUUGCUGCUCCUGCUUCGAGUCCCUCUAUGCCGAGUACUGCGACUCCUGUGGGGAGCAUAUUGGCAUUGACCAAGGCCAGAUGACAUAUGAUGGGCAGCACUGGCACGCCAUAGAGGGUUGUUUCUGCUGUGCCCGCUGUAAACGCUCUCUGCUGGGACGACCUUUCCUGCCCAAACAGGGCCAAAUCUUCUGCUCACGCUCCUGCAGCCUGGGGGAGGAGCCCAACGGCUCGGACUCCUCUGAUUCGGCCUUCCAAAGCGCGCGCUCCACCAGAGAGUCGAGACGCAGCUCCAAGGCAGCGAAGAGUGGAGGAGGAGAGCAGAACGAAAGGUUUUCAGGGGAGGUGGACCCACUGUCUUUACAAAUGGAUCUCCUGAGUCUCUCCAGCCAAACACCCAGUUUGACUCGCGAGCCACCUGCAUGGCAGAGCCAAGAGCAGGCAAGUGACAUCUAUAAUUAUGAGUCUCAAUCAGAAGGAACUGCAAACCCAACCCCCUUGCAGCUCCUCAGCCAGUGCAAUGUCAGAACUGCCUAUAACCCCACCUGCUCUGGACAGAGUAAUCAACAGCAGGAUCACAGGAUCAAGGAGAACGGAAUUUUAAAGAGACCAACCAUCUCAGCCAUGAAGGGCCAAUCUAUGAAUGAGAUGUGGUUCCAACAGCCGGCUCCAGAGGAGUACUAUCCCCCUAAACUGAGGACCCAGAAGAGCUUCACAGAGAUGUCCCAAUGUUCUCAGCACCACAAUGGCUUUUCCUCUGACAAGCGCUCGAUCAGUUUGCACGGCUUUCAGAGGGACAGAGAGGUGGGGCCUCCAGCAGCAACCCAGGUAGCAAGAAGCAGGAACCCCAUCAAUGCACUUAACUUCUCAGAACAACUGACGCCUUUGGAGCAGACCCCAAGAGGAUCCAUGGAGUCACUGGCCCUGUCCAAUGCUACAGGCAACUCAGCCGAUGGAGGUGGAAAGCGUCAGGAGCACCUUUCCCGCUUCUCCAUGCCGGACCUGAGCAAAGACUCUGGAAUGAACGUUUCAGAGAAAAGUAACAUGGGCACCCUCAACUCUUCAGUGCAGUUUCGAAGCUCUGGCUCUAUUCACAGCCUCACAGCUGGUCAGCCCUACAUGGAAAUGAAUCCUCCCAGAUCAGCCCCGUACCAGUUGCAGUACUGCGACCCCUCUGGCAUGGGGAUGGGUAUGAGUCAUUUACCGCCCGGUUUCACCUUCCAGGAGGAGGAUAGGGUGAGUUUGGUGAGCAGUGCCAACGCUGCCCGCCUACCACCAAUCAGUGAGCGCAGGGUGGGUGGUGGAGGUGGAAGGGGUGCAGGUAUCAGGAUAGAUGCACCAGAGGACACUCCCCAGAGGCGCCGGCACCACCACCGCUCCAGGAGAUCUCGUCGGUCUCGUUCAGAAAAUGCUCUCAAUUUGGUGGCAGAGCGAAGAGUGAGACCUCAGGAAAGACCACAGUUGCGUGUCCGUGAGGAUUACGACCGUUUCCCGCCACCAAGGAGCGCCAGGGACCAGUUCGGGGUGGGAGGUGGAGCGGGAAGAUACCAGCCCCAACCUUUCAGACCGUGCCCCAGGACCACCUCAGACCUGACUCUUCAGAACCCUGGCGCCAGCCGACGCACCGGCUUAAACCAAUACUCCUGGGAUGAUUAUGAUGACGACGGCUGGUGCUCCACUUGCUCCUCGUCCUCAGAAUCAGAGGAUGAAGGGUACUUUCUGGGCGAGCCAAUCCCCAGACCAAUCCAGAUGCGCUACCUCAGCAACCAGGAGCUUGUCCAUAAGUACAACAACACAGGGAUCGGAGGACCCAACCACAGUGGACAGUUACACACCCGCAAACGCAGAAAGAGCAAGAACUGCAUUAUCUCCUAACAUCCCGUCAACCAGCAACGGAAAUGACUCUUUGUCCAGCUUGUGUACACUAACAUCUUCCAUCUGGAACAAAAAAAAUAAAUGAAACUAAAGGUCCAUUUAUUCAGUGUUGUUGAGUGUUGAAUAUCAAGUAAUAGAGAGUCAGUGAUGAAUAACAGUCGGUAAACAGUGAAAAAGCAUGCAUGUUUGUUCAUUUCAAUGUUUCAGAAAAUCUCCUGAGUAUUAAGGCUAACAGUAACAUGCGCAGUUCUAUAAAGUCACAAAAUGUAUCAAACGCUGAUGUGCAAUUUUCAAUAAACAUAACUUCAAUUCCAUGCAGAAAACAAGUGUGCAAGGUAGUCAGAUUGGUAAAGUUGAGCUUUUUCAUGCAAUGUGAUUUGGAUAUAGGAUAAAGUGUACUAUUGUAUUUAGUUCAUAGUAUGUACAUAGAUAAAUGAAUUAAUAAUUUCACUUAAGUUAAGGAAGUCCAUGUAAAUAUGGUUGUAAAUGAGUCCUCACAUAUUUUUAUAUUUUGUAUUGAUAGAAUCAUUUAUGUAUUAAAUAUCUAUAAUGUAGAGUUAGAAAAUGACAACUUAUGCAUGUUUUAUUUGGCUGACCUGGUCCUGCAUUCGGAAUAAAGGAGUAUUUCAGUGAG